Messenger RNA from Camellia sinensis, 1062 nucleotides. NCBI's taxonomy places the organism in Eukaryota, Viridiplantae, Streptophyta, Magnoliopsida, Ericales, Theaceae. The record is from RefSeq and is a predicted model, not a curated record.
AUGGAUUCUCAGACACCAACGGAUGCGUACUUCACCAAUCUAUUACAAGGGGGAUCCAACCUUUUAGGUGAAUUUAUGAUGAAAUCUCCAAAUCAAAUGGGUCAAUGUUCAAGCCAACAUGGUGAAGUGGCUGGGCAAGAGUCUCCAUUGUCACCCCAAAUAGAAUCCACCACAAAGAAAUCACAACAUGGUGGCAACUUCAGUAUAGAAGAAGACAAUCUCCUUGUAUCGGCAUGGCUCAAUACAAGUUUGGAUGCAAUACACGAAAAUGAGCAAAAGCACAAGACAUAUUGGAACAGAGUUUGGGAGUAUUUCCACAAGUACAAGACUUUUACUUCUGAACGUAAUCAGAAUUCUUUAAUGAAUCGGUGGUCAACUAUUCAACUUGGAACCAAUAAGUUUUGUGGGUUCUUUGCUCAAAUUGAAUCAAUGCAUCAAAGUGGAGUAAAUGAGCAAGACAAGAUUGGGAAGGCCAAACUUAUGUAUCAGGAAUUCCAAAAAGCAUCAUUUCCUUUUGAACAUUGUUGGAAUGUGUUGAGGUACCAACCAAAAUGGUUAGAGGAAUGUGAGAAGAAAAAACCGAAAAAAAAAAAAACAUCAACAACAUCUUCUCCUUUUGCUCCAGAGGCGAUAAAUCGAGCAAAGGAUAAUGUCUCACAUGAUGCUUAUGUAGACUUGGAGAGGCCACUAGGUAGGAAGGCUGAAAAAGAGCAACGAAAGAGUAAAGAUUCAGCUGGUUCAAAUUAUGCAGGGAUAUUGAAUGGGAUAAUGGAAGACAAAAAGAAAGCAAAUGACAAGAAAAUGGAAAUCCUUGAGAAAGCGUGUCUUCAAGAGCAAGAGCAGAAUCGUAUUAACCAAGAGCUUGAGCAAGAGAGAAUUCGAAUUAUGAAAGAGGAAAUCCAAGAGCGAUUUCGUAUUAAACAAGAAAAGAUUCGAGCAGAACAAUUGAAAGAAGAGGAGAGAAUUAUAAUGAUGGAUACUAAUGGUUUGUCUCCAAUGCAACAACAAUAUUAUCUUCACCGCCAAAUGGAAAUUCUUGAAAGUCAAAGGAGUACUAAAUAG